This is a messenger RNA of Eruca vesicaria subsp. sativa (arugula), 426 nucleotides long. The record is from the annotation of a GenBank genome assembly. NCBI's taxonomy places the organism in Eukaryota, Viridiplantae, Streptophyta, Magnoliopsida, Brassicales, Brassicaceae.
AUGCUUCUAGGAUUUGACAUGGAAAGCUUCAAAUACAAGAACUCGAGCUUCUGUUUCGUUGAAGUGGGCGGGCAGUAUCGGUAUAAGAUGGUACCGUUAUGGAAACAUUAUUGUGCAGAGGCAUCAGGGCUUGUGUAUGUAGUCGAUAGCAAGGACAUAGAGCGAAUGGAAGAGGCAAAGAGUUUCCUUUACAUGGUGAUGGAUGAGGGGAAGGUACCGGACAAUAUGGCUGUUCUUGUUUAUGCAAACAAGCAUGAGAUUCCUGGUGCCAUGUCUGCUUCUGAGAUCAGUAACGAACUCGAUCUCACUUCUCUUCGUCAGAAAAACUGGCAAAGAAACUGGCAUGUCCAGAACUCAUGUGCACUAAGUGGUGACGGUUUACAUGAAGGACUCGACUGGCUCCUGAAAAAUGCUGAAAGGAUGUAG